This is a messenger RNA of Antrostomus carolinensis (chuck-will's-widow), 2727 nucleotides long. It is a transcript of the gene SNCAIP, whose product is annotated as synuclein alpha interacting protein. The record is from RefSeq and is a predicted model, not a curated record. Lineage: Eukaryota; Metazoa; Chordata; Aves; Caprimulgiformes; Caprimulgidae. Gene Ontology annotation, molecular function: ubiquitin protein ligase binding. The coding region runs from base 216 to 2519 and encodes 767 amino acids. The transcript has 8 exons.
UGAAGAGGGUUUCCCCAUUAAAGCACCAGCCAGAAAGCUCUGAGAACAAUGAAAGUGACGACCAGAAGAACCAGAAGGGAGAAUACCAGAAAGGCAGUGAUUCUCCAUCUGCACCUCCAAAUGAUGAGCAGAGCCCAGGAGAAGGAGAGAGCCUUAAAAGCAAAAACAUCGAGCCUGCUGUUCUGCUUGGAGAGUUGGAGCACUAUGACCUGGAUAUGGAUGAAAUUUUGGAUGUGCCUUAUAUUAAAUCAAGCCAGCAACUUGUUCCUUUUACAAAGGUAGCUCCUGAGAAAAAAAUUCUGGGUGUAUGUUCAGCAGUGAAUGGUCUUAGUGGCAAGACCUGCUCUGCAGGGAACACAGAGAGCUCUCCUGCCAGUGGGACACAAUUCUGUGUGCUGUCUCCUGUCAAAGGCUCUCAGCUGAGAAAAACGCAGCCCAUUGUCCUUGAUCAGCACAAGCAUUUAACAGAAGAAUUAGAGCUUUCCCAGCCUUUAGUUAAGUGUAGCUCAGUCCAUGAAUCUGAAGCUCAGAGCAGGGGUUUCCUCAGCAGGACAUUUGUUGAUUCUCAUACUCAUAAAACUGAGAAGACUCUGCCUAACUGCCACCUGAGGACUCUCCACCUGCAGACAGCAGUGUCAGAGAGCAAGCAGCUAGAGGAACUGAGUAUGAACUGGAGCAGUGCAGCGAGCCCAGAAGAGAAGAGCGAAGAGGUGAAGAAAAUUAAGAGCAUCUUAAACAUUGUAAAGGAAGGCCAAAUAUCUUUAUUGCCACAUUUAGCAGCAGAUAAUCUAGAUAAGAUCCAUGAUGAAUGUGACAACAAUCUGUUGCAUGUAGCAGCAUCAAAGGGACAUGCAGAAUGCCUGCAGCAUCUCACUUCUUUGAUGGGUGAAGACUGUUUGAAUGAACGAAAUAUUGAGCAGCUAACUCCAGCUGGAUUAGCAAUAAAGAAUGGUCAGCUGGAGUGUGUUCGGUGGAUGGUGAGUGAAACAGAAGCUAUUGCAGAAUUAAGUUGCUCAAAAGAUCACCCAAGCCUUAUUCAUUAUGCAGGCUGCUAUGGCCAGGAGAAAAUCCUUCUGUGGCUUCUUCAGUUUAUGCAAGAACAAGGGAUUUCACUGGAUGAGGUUGACCAGGAUGGAAAUACUGCUGUUCACAUAGCUGCUCAGCAUGGCUAUCUAGGAUGCAUACAGACUUUGGUUGAAUAUGGAGCAAAUGUCACCAUGCAAAACCACGUGGGAGAGAAACCCUCACAAAGUGCUGAGCGACAUGGGCACACCAUGUGUUCCCGCUACUUAGUAGUUGUGGAGACGUGUAUGUCAUUGGCCUCUCAGGUUGUCAAGCUGACUAAGCAGCUGAAGGAGCAGACAGUGGAACGUGUGACAUUACAGAACCAACUCCAGCAGCUUUUAGAAGCCCAGCGGUCAGAGGGCAAGUCGCUGCCCACAUCCCCAAGUUCACCAUCAUCUCCUGCUUCUGGCAAACCUCAGUGGAAACCGUCUGAAGCAGAUGAAUUGUCUCCACCAAAAAGUAAAUUGAACACCCAAGAUGGGAUUCAGAUUCUUGGCAGCUUGGGAACUUCUAGUCACACUCGAGCCAAGAUAAAAGAUGAGGACUCAGAUAAAAUCUUGCGCCAGUUGUUGGGAAAGGAAAUCUCUGAAAACGUCUGUAUGCAGGAAAAACUGACACUGGAAUUUCAGGACGCUCAUGCAUCCUCCAAGAACGUGAAGAAGAUUUUGCCAGAGAAAAGGGAGCUGAAGUUAGCCAGACUGAGGCAACUGAUGCAGAGAUCACUCAGUGAGUCUGACACAGACUCAGCUAAUUGUGAGGAUCACAAGAACACUCCUGUGAAAAGAACUGACAAACCAAGGCCUCAGCCCAUAGUGGAGAGCAUUGAGAGCACAGAGGGUUUGCACCUGAUGAUUAAGAAACAUGCUUCUGCAGCAGGGCGACGCUUCCCUUUUGGUAUCAGGGUCUCUAAGUCUGUGGAUGGCCACAGUCCUUCCCCUACUUCAGAGAGCAGUGAUCCAGAUAAUGAAGCCCCGUAUCAGUCUGGUAUUGUACCUCAGAGCCAGUUUUGUGGAGACAACUCUCCAUCCAGCACAGACAGUGCCACUGCUCAAAAGGUUGCCACCAGUCCUAAGAGUGCACUCAAGUCUCCAUCUUCAAAGCGCAGAACCUCCCAAAAUUUGAAACUCCGAGUAACUUUUGAGGAGCCCGUGGUGCAGGUGGAGUUAGCAGAGUCAGAACUAAAUGAGGAAAAGGAUAAAGACAGGGGCAAAGGACUCAUGCGGGCUCCACCGGGCUCUGCAGAGCCAGUGGGGGACCAGCUGAAAAAGCCUUUUGGAACCUUUCGGUCCAUAAUGGAAACCCUGAGUGGCAACCAAAAUAACAACAACAAUUGUCAAACAGCAAACCUGAUCAAAACCUCAUCAACGCUGCCUUUUACCUCAUUAGGAAGGAAGACAGCCGACAGCAAGGGAAAUCCAGCAGCUCUCACAAAAGGAAGAAACAAGCCAGCCUGAUGACAUCAAUAGGAAAAGCCGGAAACUGAACAGUCAAACGAGUACUGAAGAGCCAGAGCUGCAGGAAUUCUUCCUCUAAACUACAACUCAUGAUGUCUCACUUUGUUUGAAAUAACUGAAAUAUAUCCUUUUGAAACACUAAUAUGAGACAUACCCGUCACCAGCAAACCAGCAGCUGUUAGGAUGCCUUAAUUUGUAGCAGUUAGAC